AUGCCCUCAGACUACCUCUUCACGCGGACGAGAGCAAUUCUCCCUUGUCGUCAUGGCUGCCUCAAUUUGUUCACCUCAGCUAGCACUUGCCGGGUCGAUUCUCAAUCGCGUCUAUCCUCAACCAAGCCACCUUCGGUAGCCAUUGAUCCUUUGGUGGAUGUCCACAGUCUUGAAAAUACUGUCGAGGCUCACCGCGAGGCGAACCGCUCUCCGGGGCUAUAUCACCGGUAUGAGUUCAGUCCACAGCGAGGACUUAUUAAAUCGCGCGAGGGGCCACAAGGCGGAUCCAACGACCCUGCUGCCGCGGCUCGGUAUGAGGCCUCACGUAGCCUACGUCGUUCUUUGAAAUCAGCUCAAAUUGGAAGAGGUAGAAUAGCCGGGCUUACCACUCAAUGGAUGUUGACCAGCGACUCUAAAACUCCCAUAACACAACGUGUACCAUGGACGAAGGAAGUAUACCAAAAGGCGUUGCCGGAUUUGGUUUGGUUAUCGGCGGAAGAGCGCCUGUCUCAAGAGAUCGAGGCAUUUGACGCAUACGUUUGUCCUACCAUUGAUGAGCAAUCUGCUGCAGAACUAGCAGCAAACGAUCUGAGACGAAUUAUCAAAAAUGCAGAUGCCGAGAUGGACAUGGACAUCAUCGGAUCCCGUGCCACCGGCACUGCAGAUCCUUUGUCUGAUAUUGAUGCCAAUGUUUCGCUGCCCGUAACACCAUCUUCCAUGAAAACUCGGAUUCGACCUGAACAGAUUCUGCCUACAAUAAUGAAGACGAUCCGGGUAUGGAGACGGCAUCAUCCGGACGAAGAAUGCCCCAUACAGACUUUAACUCAUGUCAAGCAAGCAGUAGUACCAAUCCUGCUUUGUCGACACCGAAAGACCGGCCUUCCUAUUCAAAUACAAUCCACACCUAGAACUUUCGAUAGCACCGAAUAUGUACGAUCGUUCUUGACGGAGUUUCCGACUCUAAGGGGCUUGUUCAAAGUGAUCAGACAAGUACUGCAUAUGCGCGGACUUCAGCAUGGCCAGCAUGGAGGCCUGACCUCCUAUCCUCUGCUAAACAUGAUUGUUGCCUCUCUCAAGCUCUCGGAAGGCAAGUCUGCGCCGUUGAAUUCCGGAGCUCAUCUUCUCCAGUUUCUCAAGUUAUACUCCGAAAUCGACUUUGCCGAUGUCGGUAUAUCUACUCGCCCUCUGGGUCUUUUUUCCCGGAACGAAGACACUCCAACCGAAGUUCAGAAGGCAGCUGAAGCUAGUGGGAUGUACGUGCCGGAACUCAUGGGCCAGAAGCACAUGAUUGUGCGCCUGCGCAGAUCUGGUGCAAAGGUACCACUUCUUCAAGACCCGGCCAAUCCCAUGAACAAUCUAGGUAAAUCCGCUGUCAAGAUACGUGAUGUGCAGGAAACAUUCAUCGACCUUCACCACCGAUUGCACCUAGCAAUGCAGGAAUGGGAUACGACACAGGCUCAAGCAAGCAAAAACACUUCGAUCCCUAGAAGUUCAACGGCCUCAUACAGACACCAUUCUGUGCUCAAGAUCUUGUUAGAGGGUGACUAUCGUAUCUACGAUUACGACCGCGCAGACAUUAGAAGAGCAGUUCGGGAUAUGAACCACACCACGACCUCAAAGAUCUGA
Molecule: messenger RNA, 1626 nt
Organism: Exophiala bonariae
Lineage: Eukaryota; Fungi; Ascomycota; Eurotiomycetes; Chaetothyriales; Herpotrichiellaceae
Exons: 1
Coding region: 1-1626 (541 amino acids)
Biological process (GO): RNA 3'-end processing
Cellular component (GO): TRAMP complex; nucleolus
Molecular function (GO): poly(A) RNA polymerase activity; mRNA binding
Source: RefSeq, a predicted model, not a curated record